Molecule: messenger RNA, 1890 nt
Organism: Penicilliopsis zonata CBS 506.65
Lineage: Eukaryota; Fungi; Ascomycota; Eurotiomycetes; Eurotiales; Aspergillaceae
Exons: 13
Coding region: 1-1890 (629 amino acids)
Biological process (GO): DNA-templated transcription; regulation of DNA-templated transcription
Cellular component (GO): nucleus
Molecular function (GO): DNA-binding transcription factor activity, RNA polymerase II-specific; transcription cis-regulatory region binding; zinc ion binding
Source: RefSeq, a predicted model, not a curated record
AUGGAAGAAGAGUUCGUCUGCUUGCCAGCACCGACUGGAAAGAAGCGGAUCCCAGUAAAAUGUGAUGGGGAAAAACCGUGCUCAAGAUGCCACAAAAUGAAGAAACAUUGUGUUUUCUUCGUCAUCCCUAAGGAUCCAGCAAUAGAACGCCUUGAAAAUGUCGAGAGCGAGGUCCACAGGCUGAGAGAACAGGUGGACGAGAUCAGCUCUCUGCUCCGGCAGUCGGUUUCGACUUCCCAGGUCCUUCAGGAACUUUCUCAGUCGUCUCAUGGGAGACCCGAGAGUCAGCAGGUGUUAGAUUCAAUGGCAAUCACGGGAUGUGAAGCAGCGAAGGCCAGUCCGGUCCACUCACACACUCAUUCCCAUCUGACUGGUGAAAUCCCCGUGGCUUCCCUGCUGCAAUCACCGUCUGGGAAGAAGAGGAAACGAUCCGGAUUCGAGGUCCAGAAUGAACCGGUGGCGGAUUUCAUCAGCAAGGGUUUGAUUACAAUCGAGAACGCACGAUCGUUUUUCAAGACAUUUUUCGAAGGAUGCGAUAGAUCCAUUCCCAUAUUCGACCCGGUCUACGAUACCUUUGAAUCUGUCCGGGCGAGGAGCAGCAUUCUCUUGAAUGCCAUCUGCACCAUUGGCUGUCGAGUAGAAGCCAUAUUAGGGACUAGCUCAAUGUCUGACCUUCUUCACGCCGAGCUUAAGAAAUGGAUCAACGUGAUCAUCCAGAAUGAGCGAUUGAGCUGCCUCGAAUCGGUCCAAGCCCUGCUGGUCGUCGCCUGCUACUCAGCCGAACGGUCGUUGAUCCUCUCCUUCGCUACGCGGAUGGCACUCGACCUGAGACUUGAAGAGGCUUAUGAAGAACUCACGCAACGACUUGCCCUCAGAGAGGAGGGGGGAUUUUUCGAUGUCGAGCAGCUUCUCAUGCGGAAAUCGAGGACGUGGUUUGGUCUCGUCGUGUUGGAACAUAUAUUACGCGUGGAUGGAGGCAAGCCUCCCGGUAUCCGAUUACUGGGACAUGCGCGACGGUGUCGUCUCUUGCUCGGACACCCGUCCUCGACUGUUUUGGACUUGCGCUUGCUAUCUCAGGUGGAGUUGAAUGUCUUACGAGCCACGAUAAACGAUACGCUGGCCACUCCUACAGACCUCGACAAGGAAGAUAUUGUCGAGUUUGUCCACGGCACCAAGGCCGAUCUAGAUGUCUGGUUUGAUGACUGGUUACGCAUUAUCGCGAACUCUUCUAUAGACGAGCAACCGUACCUUGAUGUCGCGGUGCGGGUGCAAAAAUGCUGGGCCGAGAUGAUGAUGUACUGCAAAGCUCUUCGGGCCAUGGGGGUGGAGAAUGUUGCGACAAUGUCUGCAAUUGAGCGGAAUAUCCUCUUCCUCGCCAAAGUCUCGGCGCGAAACCAUCUACGCCUGAUCACCGAGACUCCGCACCUAUAUCUCGCUCAGCUCAAGUAUGCGAUGGACUUUGUCUGGGCGAAAUGCGCGUUUUGCUUCUUACUCCUUUUGAAGCUGUCCCGUCUGUUACCGGAGGGGGAGGACGAGAACGACCAGCUUCUCGCGGAGGGGAACAGGCUCGUAGAUGAACUGACCAGGGUGGGCAAUACCCCCAGCACCAGUACCAGUAACGGUACUACAAGCGCUGGUGGUGAGAACAUGUAUCUCCAGAUCUUGCGGGUGAGUAUAGAAAAGUACGGCCGCGCCCUGCGCGACGCACCCCCGGAUCCUACCGGCCCAACGACCGCGCCCUUCUGGGACCUGUUCGAUGCGCAGGCAGAUCUGCAGUCUUUCGUUCCGGAGCAGUUUGUCUCCGAGUGGGAUUUCCCGGGGCUGAAUCUCUUCUACUUCCCGACGGGGUGGCAGGAUUUCUUUGGCGAAUUUUCCUUACGAUUUGACUAG